Molecule: messenger RNA, 1370 nt
Organism: Eptesicus fuscus (big brown bat)
Lineage: Eukaryota; Metazoa; Chordata; Mammalia; Chiroptera; Vespertilionidae
Gene: RSKR
Product: ribosomal protein S6 kinase related
Exons: 12
Coding region: 87-1370 (427 amino acids)
Biological process (GO): protein phosphorylation
Molecular function (GO): ATP binding; protein kinase activity
Source: RefSeq, a predicted model, not a curated record
UAGGAUUUGGGGAUAAAGGUGAGGUUUGGUUGUAUCACUUGCAUCUCUAGUUAUGAACAGCAAGUAAGAGGCGGGGCUCGUGUGUAAUGCAGCAUGGGGGGAGGAACUGCUUAUGUAACUGGGACAGCAGAUUUAGUGAAAGGAGAAAGAGGCAGAGGCUGGGAAUGGGAACAGUGAACUGUCGGCAGGGGCAACAUGCCCAGGAGGCUCUUCCUAAUAAGCAGGGUAGCAACAUCCAGGGCCCCUGGGUCCGAGGCUGGAAGAGCCUCUGGUCAGGUGUGGGGACCACCAGGUCAGGCCUGGAAGAACUGUGGGGACUACGGGGGCAUCAGUGCCAGCAUCAGGAGCCAGCUUCACUGCUAGUAGAGAAGCCUCUGUCUGAGUGGCCAGUGCCUCAGUUCAUCAACCUCUUUCUGCCGGAGUUUCCCAUUAGGCCCCUUAGGGGGCAUCAGCAGCUGAAGGUUUUAGGCCUUGUGGCUAAAGGCUCUUUUGGAACCAUCUUCAAAGUGCUAGACUGUGGCCAGAAAGCAGUAUUUGCAGUGAAGGUGGUACCCAAGGUCAAGGUCCUCCAAAAGGACAUCCUGAGGCAGUGCAAAGAGGAGGUUAGCAUCCAGCGACAGAUCAACCAUCCCUUUGUACAUGGUUUGGGAGACAGCUGGCAGGGAAAACGGCACCUCUUCAUUAUGUGCAGCUACUGUAGCACAGAUCUGUACUCCCUGUGGUCCACUGUUGGCUGCUUUGCUGAGGCUUCCAUCCGCCUCUUUGCUGCUGAACUGGUCCUGGUGCUGUGCUAUCUCCAUGACUUGGGCAUCAUCCAUCGGGAUGUGAAGAUGGAGAAUAUCCUUCUGGAUAAACGAGGUCAUCUGAAACUGACAGACUUUGGUCUGUCCCGCCACCUGCCCCAGGGAGCUCGAGCCUAUACUAUUUGUGGCACUCUUCAAUACAUGGCCCCAGAGGUCCUGAGAGGAGGACCUUACAACCAUGCUGCUGAUUGGUGGUCCCUGGGUGUUUUGCUUUUCUCUCUGGCAACUGGAGAGUUCCCAGUGGCUGCAGAGAGAGAUCAUGUGGCCAUGCUGGCAAGUGUGACCCACUAUGACUCUGAGAUCCCAGCUUCUCUUAACCAGGGGCUUUCACUUCUGCUCCACGAGCUCUUAUGCCAGAAUCCCCUCCAGCGUCUACAUCAUUUGCAUCGCUUCCAGGUCCACCCUUUCUUUCGGGGUGUGGCCUUUGACCCAGAGCUCCUACAGAAACAGCCAGUGAACUUUGUCAUGGAGACUCAAGCUACCCAGCCUAGUCCAUCAGAGUCCAUGCUGUUCAAGGACUUUGACUGUAACCUGGAGUCCUAUCUGGUCUACCCUGGACUUGCUUGA